This is a messenger RNA of Trypanosoma cruzi, 900 nucleotides long. RefSeq lists its product as uncharacterized. NCBI's taxonomy places the organism in Eukaryota, Euglenozoa, Kinetoplastea, Trypanosomatida, Trypanosomatidae. The transcript has a single exon. The coding region runs from base 1 to 900 and encodes 299 amino acids. The record is from RefSeq and is a predicted model, not a curated record.
AUGGUGUUGAGGCAGAUUGAGGUUCGCACCACCCACGACAAAGUGCUGGAGGCCCGUGAGAAUGCCUUUAUGGAGUCGAUCGCAAGGGAGAACGAAAACCCUUUUCAGCAGGCAGCCGACGCUCUGCUUGGUGCGGUCGGCCGGUUGUACACCAACUAUUUAUAUACGUCUGGAACGUUGCUCCUUGCUUGGGCCUGGUGGGGGCUCUACCCACGCUACGCUCGUUUUCGUCACAAGCAUUUUGUACGGUUUCGGCGUAAGUCACAGUCGGAAUUUCGCCGAUGGUUUUUCUACACGCGGCAUAUACCAAAAUGGGACAAGAAAUACCUUCAGCGUGUGGAGUUACCGCGUCGGAUGCCACAUGGGACGCCUGCGGCGCGCAAAUCCCCGCAAUGCACGCAUUCAAGUGUAAUUUUGACAUCAUCAUCAUCAUCAUUGACCUCGUCGCAUGAUACAGACGCGGGGGCAGUAACGUCUGAACGCCAUGAAUCCGCGAGAAGUCAAGAUCCUUUCAUUACCGUUCGUCUCACUGAUGGAGCUUCCUUUGCAGGAGGAUUCCGUGAGCAAAUGGAGAGGAAUGUUGCUUCUGGCAUAUGUGACCUCAAUGAGUCUUUGCAGCAGCAAUUAAAGGAGGGGCGUAUUUUAAGUCGGGAGGCUGUGGACCCAGAUGUUUUGCAAGGAGAAGUGAAGCAAUUGGUGAAGCAAGCGGGCGGCAUCGUUGUGCUGAAGGAGACCCAUGAGACACGGCGGUCUGUACCGGUGGACCGAGAGAUAUGGUGGGUGUCUCCAGAAGAGGCACGACGACGACGGGAAUGGUGGUUUUGGUUGCAGUUGCUAGUGGCCGCCCGCAUAUUAGAGGAUCUGCUCGACAUGCCGGAGAUGCCUGACUUUGUGCAGUGA